AUGGAUGCAGGUGAUUUGAUAGAAUCUAUCAGAGUGAUCAUGUUCAUAGCUGGGAUCCUGGGAAACAACUGGCUGGCUAUAACGUCUCUUCCAAAGAAGAAAUCUGAAAUCCGUACAAAUGAGAUCCUGUUGAUCAACCUUGCCGUCUCCAACCUCAUCACCAACUACCUGGUGGAUGCACCUGACACCAUAGCUGACUUUGUUGGCCAAUGGUUCAUGGGGAUAACGUUCUGUGGUAUUUUUCGCUUUUGUGCAGACCUCUCAGAAACCAGCAGCCUCUUCACAACCUUCUUCAUCUGCGCCUACUGGCAUCAGAAACUGGUCGGUUCUCUUAAGCGUGGAAAUGCACCAGUGCAGCUGGACAACCUGCGCCUGGUUGGGUGUCUGCUGGCUGGGAGCUGGACACUCUCCAGCGUCUUAAGCUUUCCUCAUUUCUUCUUCGUCUCAUUGGAGGGAACUAAUGAGAGCCAUGAAGACUGCAUCGAUUUCUUCCCCGAUGCACUUUCCAGGCAAAUAUAUGAGAUCUGUUUUUUAACUCUGGCUAAUGUUUUGCCUGUUGCAGGGAUCAUGGUUGCAUGUGUCCAGAUUAUUGCAACUUUGCUCCAAAGCCAGAAGCGUAUUCAGAGCCAUUCUUCCAAUCCAGCCAAGAUGACAGUUAAAGAGAAUCCAGAAAGAUCAGUAAGCAAUCUUUCUGUUGAAGAUCCAUUCAAAGAACAUAGAAAAUCUUCUUUACUUGUUCAAUCAGGUACAGCUGAGCUUGUUUCUUCUGGUCUGGAUGGAGGGUUCCUGGGUAAGACUCCACACAGUUCUCCUUUAGCCAACAAAAGAGCAGAAGUUCAGCCAAACCUCUCAAGGCCCAGCCAGGUACCCUCUAAGAGGAGUCCCAACUCACACUCUCAUGCCAGGGCAGCAAUGAGCGUAGUGGCUGUGGCCACUGUGGUCCUAAUCUGUUGGGCGACUCAUCUACUUCUACGCAUCACCAACUACAUCCAGACUUCACCACUGAUGGUGGAGCUGGCCAGUCACAUCGCAGCUUCCUACACUUGCAUCAUCCCUCAUAUAUUUCUACAUGGAGCGAAAAGGCAUCACUGCCCAUGUAAAUUAUAG
This is a messenger RNA of Cyprinodon variegatus (sheepshead minnow), 1107 nucleotides long. Its product is annotated as rhodopsin-like. Gene Ontology annotation, cellular component: membrane. NCBI's taxonomy places the organism in Eukaryota, Metazoa, Chordata, Actinopteri, Cyprinodontiformes, Cyprinodontidae. The record is from RefSeq and is a predicted model, not a curated record. Gene Ontology annotation, molecular function: G protein-coupled receptor activity. The transcript has a single exon. Gene Ontology annotation, biological process: G protein-coupled receptor signaling pathway. Bases 1 to 1107 code for a protein of 368 amino acids.